CAGUUCGGGUCGGAUGUGACGCAAUGGUUGCUAGGCCCGAUCAUGUGAUGGUGUAAAUAGGGAGCCCGCGGCCUGCGCUCCUCUGGUUCCCACCAUGGGCUGUUGUUAUAGCAGUGAGGGCGACAGCAGUGAACAGGAUCGUGAGGAAGGAAAACCACUGCUUAUCCCUGUAGCCAACGCUGCCAGCAAAUCAUCAGGUGGCACUGAGCCCAACUAUCGCAGUAUUCCUUCUUCCCGUUUCCCAGAUGAACAAGCUCUUCUUAACACUAUUCUCAGCAAAACAGCACAUAACAUCAUUGAUGUGUCAGCAGCAGAUUCCCAGGGAAUGGAGCAGCAUGAGUACAUGGAUCGCGCACGACAGUACAGCACAAGGUUAGCAAUGAUCAGUGGAUCGACACAGUGUAAGCGAGUCACCUCCCUGCCAACGUUGACCAACCAACCACACCAGGUUCUGGCCAGUGAACCUGUACCCCCUUCAGACAUUCAGCAGAUUUCCAAAAUCGCUGCUUAUGCAUCAAGUGCUCUUUCCCAGAUCAAAGUGGAUGCCAAGGAAGAACUUGUGGUGCAAUUUGCGAUUCCCUGAUAACCUGACCUGCGCUGGCCAUGGUUCUGUGAAGACUUUAACAAUGGGACUAACUAUCCAAAGACGGCCCUAGAGACACCUUUGAUGCCAGUGGGCAUCUGCUCCCAUAAAUCACGCCCAGUUUUUUUUAAUGAAGCUCCUUGUGCUGUAAAUUUAGCCGAUUUGAUUUUUCAAGAUUGCGUGUUUUUUUUUGAGUAAGAUCUUUAGGUGGUUUAUAACAUGGGGAGAAUUUGAAAAACAGUUUACCUUCUUUUAACCACUCUCUCUCUAAUUUGGUUUCUGCUAUUCGCUGACACUGUAUAAUCUUCACCUUCACCUUGAGGGAUAGUGGGCGUUUCCUUUAUUAAGCAUUGCACCUGACAUUAACCCUUUGUUCCCUGAAAUAUACCCUUCUAUCAUGAGAUGUCCUUUGGCCUACUUUCCUGUGUUGAAGUACUAUUUUUAAGUUCUAAUAAUGGCCAUUUCUGGAGGAAAAACUGGUGAACUGUUGGUCAUGAAUAUGUUUAGAGUUGAUUUUCUUUUUAUAAAUGUUUGACCCUGGAGUGGGAAUGGGUUCAGUGCAUGUGUUGUGCUCAGGUUGUUGAGGCAAAUGUUACUAACGUGUUAAUGCAGGGACUAACCUGUCUGCUGCUACCACUCUUGCUUAUUUGCUUAAAGGAAGAUAUAUAUCGUGUUCGUGGGGGUUUGGAGGCAGAUUUUAACAAGCUAGUCGUCUGUUGUGUUACUGUCUCCAUGUUGCCCCAAGUGAGUUUUAUCUGAUGAGUUUAUUUCGUCUUAGCAAUGGGAUAAGGGAUCAACGUCCUCUCUUCUAACUGAGAGGGCAGGUGAUUUGAAGAGAGAUGGUGUUGGUUUGUGGGCAGGGCUUUCCACAAUGAACACCUUAUGUUGAUUUAUCACCACCAAAACCUCAUUCCAGAGCUAUGCAGGCAACAACUAAAUGCCACAAAUUUGGUGGGAAGCUAUCAGAAGCUGAACUUGGGGACAUUUUUCUGAGGAUUGCUGACGUUACACACUUGCCCACCAUCUGUCCUCACUGAAAUCCUGUUGGUAAUUACAAACUUGCAUCCAAAUGUCAUCCAAAAAUAGUCAACUUGCCCCAUUCAUGCUAAUUAGCUGUGAAUCCAAACCUUCUCCUUGGAGUUUGAUUAAAAAUGAGUAGAUAAUGUCUUUUAGGGGCUUACAGGUUUAAAAAAAAAAUCCUGUUGAGGGGAUUGUGUUUAAAUCUUACGUAAACAAUACACAUCUGGCUGGCUGAUGGCCUACACAUGCGUGAGCCUAAUCUUUUUCUUCCCUGGAAUUCAAUUGAAAAUAAUUAUUAUUAUUUUAACUAAUUUUAAUUUAGUUUGGAGGAUGAUGUUUCACAGAUCCAGCAACCAUGCUUUAACUGUUUGCUGUCUGUGGUUUCUGGGAGAGAAUCACUGUUUUGGAAGGUAUUUUUAAUUUACUGGAUUAAUUGCUACCUGAUUUACUUUAACUCUAUUUCUGAAGACUUAAAUUGCGAUAUUAUGGUGACGAAUAUAGCACUGUUACACGGCUGCUGCUCAUCCCCAAAUCCCAUUUUGUUUCCCUUCACUUUGAUAGUGAGGUAUAGAUUUGUACCAGUGUUUGAUUAUGUGGGUGUUAUGCCCUAUUUACUCACCAUAUCCCUUUAUUAUGUCACAUAGCAUACCACUUACUGCCAAUCAUUCUUAUUUUUAUUUUUUCUCACCCGCCCCAUUUUCACAGAUUGGCUAAAAUCCAGGCAUUUUAAUUUACAGUUGACCCAGGAUCCAAGUUGUAAACAGCUCAAGGCUCAACUUCUCUCAGAGGUGCGGUGGUGUUGGUUUUUCCUUGCAGUGUUACUGUUCUAACGGUUCCUGCUGAUGGUGUAUGCUGUGGAUGAAAGGGUAUGUGAAAUUCAGCUGUUCACUGUCGUGACUGAAACUCUCUUUCUAGAAACUCUUAGAAUUCACAUACUGAGAGAUGUUCAGUUCCACCUGUCCUCUACUUGAGUCACUUCCUGCAGGAUAGCACACUUUAGACCAACUGGUUUAACAAUUUGAAUUCAAACCAGAUUCAGGUAACAGCCCUUUACUUGAACAUUUUUCUCCCCCAGCCCUUCCCCUCACCUGUAUCUUCAGUCAUUUCCAGCCGUUUAAUCUCUUGGGCUAUCACUUUCUCAUUUCCACAUUAUCCCUUCCUCUCUAACUGAGGCACUCAUUCACACUUCAACUGACCUCCACGCUGGGGCUGGUCUGUUUGCAUUGUGUUUUAGGCAAAAAAAACUUCAUAAAGUGGAACUUAAGAUUUUCUUUUCUCUGCCUACAGUGCAGAUAUUGUCUGUGUAGAAACAGCAGCUCAUGCAGUAAAAUCUACUUGUGUCUCCUAUUGAUUUCAUGAUGGAAAUGAUGUGAUUUUUUUAAAAAAUGGGAAUAAAAUCAGAUUUGACCCUGUGCUUCA
Messenger RNA from Stegostoma tigrinum, 3022 nucleotides. RefSeq names its product late endosomal/lysosomal adaptor, MAPK and MTOR activator 1 (gene lamtor1). The coding region runs from base 95 to 583 and encodes 162 amino acids. NCBI's taxonomy places the organism in Eukaryota, Metazoa, Chordata, Chondrichthyes, Orectolobiformes, Stegostomatidae. The transcript has 5 exons. The record is from RefSeq and is a predicted model, not a curated record. Gene Ontology annotation, molecular function: guanyl-nucleotide exchange factor activity; molecular adaptor activity. Gene Ontology annotation, cellular component: late endosome membrane; Ragulator complex; membrane raft. Gene Ontology annotation, biological process: lysosome organization; positive regulation of TOR signaling; cholesterol homeostasis.